UUAAGUUUAAUCUUAAGUAAUUUGUUUCCACGGAAACCAAAAUGCAAACUUUGAUGCUAUUGUCCGGUUAUUUCCCCAUGUUUUAUUACGAUCGGCAGUCAAACCUUAUUAAGUAUGAUGAAAAAAGAUGAAGUUACCACCGAUAGUAGUAAUGAAACGCCGUUUUCAGAAUUAUGGAGUUUGGAGUGGACUGUUUUUCGAUUUAUUGGAAAAUCAUUACACGGGGUAUUUAGCGGUGGCUAUUACAAACAAAAUUCAAUAGAAAAUUCGAUGUUCGUUUUUGGAAUUUCAUUGCUUAGUUCACUCAUCUGUUUUUCAAUCUAUACAUUGUUUGUUGUCGAAUGUGACAUAAAAUUUGUUGCUGAGUUUGUUCCAAUCAUACUCACUAUGUUUACAGUUAGUGUAAAGGGCUACACUUUGUGGGCGAAUAGAGUUGAUAUAUUCAGAGUUUUGCAACAAUUCAGCAUCCUGUGGAUUGGUACGCAAACAAAAGUCGAUCUAAUGUAUAAAAUCGAUCCAUUAUUGAAUAUUUCGAGGAAAAUACGCUAUAGUUAUAUAGUGACGGCACUGUUUCUUGGUUUUUCGUAUGCAUUACGGCCAGUUAUCAUUAUGUUAACUACUUACGUUGGAACAACGCUAGGAUUAAAUAAUACGAUUGAUUGUUCAAUUACUGCCUGGCCAAUAGAGUACCCGUUUGUCCAUCAAACGAUCAGUCGGUACAUUCCAUUGUUAGUGUAUGAAAACUUGACCAAUCAUUUCGCCGCUUCAUAUCUGAUAUGUGAUGCUCUGUAUAUUCAGCUAACGACGUAUCUAGCUAUCAAUUUUAUGGUGAUGGCGGAUGAGUUUAGCAAUAUGCGACCAUACUUUGCUGAUGAAUCUGAUAAUAUUCAACACUUGAUCGAAUUGGUCCAUAAACAUCGUGAUCUAUUAUCAUUGGCUCAGAAAAUUGAAUUUACAUACAGCCCUGUUUUUCUUGCUACAAUAGUAUUCAAUGGAAUAAAUUUAUGUUUAUGUGUCAUUAUUGUUGAUAAAGAAAUAUCAGAAGGAGAGUGGACACUUUUAAUGAAGAGUUUAAUACAUGCGGCUGUGCUUGCAACACAGAUUUUUAUUUACUGUGAUUUUUCACAUACGGUUACAGAGACGAUUGACAGUAUUCCAAUAUCCCUUUACGAUUCUGAAUGGGUCGAUAGUACUAUUAAAUUAAAAAAAAUGUUGGUAAUAAUAUUGAUGCAAGCAAGUAAGCAAUAUAAAUUUACAGCGUACAAUAUUGUAACACUUAAUCGCGGACAAAUGACGACGAUUUUUCAGACUACGAUGAGUUACUUCACACUACUGAGGAAUUUUACUUAACUUUUCUAAGCUUUAAUUAAAAUAAAAAUUUUUAGUAUUUAAUACAUGUGUUUAAUUUUUU
Molecule: messenger RNA, 1411 nt
Organism: Cotesia glomerata
Lineage: Eukaryota; Metazoa; Arthropoda; Insecta; Hymenoptera; Braconidae
Product: odorant receptor 22c-like
Exons: 8
Coding region: 115-1350 (411 amino acids)
Biological process (GO): detection of chemical stimulus involved in sensory perception of smell; sensory perception of smell
Cellular component (GO): plasma membrane
Molecular function (GO): olfactory receptor activity; odorant binding
Source: RefSeq, a predicted model, not a curated record